Micropterus salmoides (largemouth bass) is the source of this 1242-nucleotide messenger RNA. RefSeq names its product CTF8, chromosome transmission fidelity factor 8 homolog (S. cerevisiae) (gene chtf8). The record is from RefSeq and is a predicted model, not a curated record. Bases 129 to 542 code for a protein of 137 amino acids. Gene Ontology annotation, cellular component: Ctf18 RFC-like complex. The transcript is spliced from 3 exons. Lineage: Eukaryota; Metazoa; Chordata; Actinopteri; Centrarchiformes; Centrarchidae. Gene Ontology annotation, biological process: mitotic sister chromatid cohesion.
UUCUACCGGAAAAGUGAGCUGUGUUGUGACCGUUUUAGCGGAACGUUGAAUGUCUUGAUAACCUGUGGGCCUUUUUCCUUUUUAUCAGUGUUAAUGUUACACGACGGUCUUUGCUAUCUGACAGGACAAUGGUACAAAUGGUGAUACGAGGCAGUGUGGAUGGCAGCAGUCCUCCAGAGUGGAUGCUGGUGGAGCUGCAGGGGGAGAUGGUUUCCAGACACAACUCUGGUCUGGCAGGAAACGUGAUGGGAGACCUGCUGUACACCAAAGAGGGGGUGCCCGUGCUGAUUGUCGGACAUCAUAUUCUAUAUGGGAAGCAGGUCAAACUGGAGAAACCCUUCGCUGUCCUCACCAAGCAUUCAGGCCAUGCGCAGGAUAGCCUGGACAACCGUGACGACGACGAUGUCCGACAGGUACCCAUGGAAACGAACCAGCAAGGACCCACCUCCACCUCUUACUCUGUGACUGCCCUCAUCAAACGGAAGCUGAUCUUUAAGACGCGCCCUAAACCCAUCAUCACUAAUGUACCCAAGAAGGUGUAGAGUGACUGCAUUAUGGUCACAGACGGAUCCAUCUGUCUUGUGCUGGACUUUUUAUUUUAUUUUAACAGUUAUACUUCAGUUGGUGUCAUCCAAUUCUAACAUGACCUAGUUAGAUUAUACAUUUAUUGUACAAUUGAUCAAUCCUGUUAACCUGACGCUGAACUUAUUCCAGCGAGAGACUUUAAUGAGGCUCCCCGGACGUACAUUUAUAGAUAAUAUUUAAAGCUCCAUGAUGGUCUGAAUGUUGUUUCAAAGGUUUUUGCACACUGACAAGAAUCCCUUUCUGGAUGCAAUACUAAAUCAUUUAAAGUAUUUUCUAUGAAAACAAAGAUUUCAGCUUCAGUCCAUAAGUAUCCAAACUAGGGACACACAUGCAACCUUAUCAUUUGUUGCGACUGGAACGGACAUUUCCACCACAUUGCACCUCAUGACAGAAGGCGUACAUUUCCCAAAUACUGUAAAUCCACUUCAUAACCUUAGGCCACUGCGUUCAGAUAAACUGUACACAAAAGUCUUCCCGGUCGACUCUGACUGUUUAAUAAUGACUUUAUGAUUCCAGGAGAUGCUCUUUGAUGAAGAGAUUUCCUCUGAUAGCGGUUUACCUGCUCUAUUUACCCACUACAUUUACUUCUGCUUCUGGUAGCUUUUCGCAUUUCCCAGAAUUCAUUUUUCAGAAAUUAAAAGAAUUCAUGCCAGUUGU